Molecule: messenger RNA, 921 nt
Organism: Rosa chinensis
Lineage: Eukaryota; Viridiplantae; Streptophyta; Magnoliopsida; Rosales; Rosaceae
Product: LOB domain-containing protein 27-like
Exons: 4
Coding region: 1-921 (306 amino acids)
Source: RefSeq, a predicted model, not a curated record
AUGGUUAAUGGUCGGUGCGCUGCUUGCAAGUAUCUGAGAAGGAGAUGUCCUUCAGAUUGCGUAUUCGCUCCCUAUUUUCCCUCCAACAAUCCUCAAAGAUUUGAUUCUGUUCAUAGAAUCUACGGUGCCAGCAAUGUUGCCAAAAUGCUUGAGCCACUGACACCAUAUUUUCGAGCUCAAGCCGCCGAGACUUUAUGUUAUGAGGCUGAAAGUAGAAUACACGAUCCUGUGUAUGGCUGCGCUGCGAUUAUUUUCCAAUUACAGCAGCAAAUAUAUAACACAGAAUCUGAAUUAGCCAAAACACGUGCUGAGAUUGCAGUUAUUAGAUCUAAUGGAAAAGGAAAAGAACCAGAGGUUCAGCCGAGUACUGAUCAAGUUCAUGAUGGGUUUAGGGCCUGCCCUCAGAGUACCAUGAUGAGACACUUACUUCCCCCUGAAAUGGCUUCAUUAGAUGUAGUGCAGAAUAUGGUAAACAAUGAAGCUAUGGUUGUCUUUCCUCAACCGGUGGUCCCUUAUAGCUAUGCACAAGCUGCUGCAGGAACAUCAAAUGGCCUGGCUGCACGAUCUGAACCUCCUUUUUCAACCUGGACUGCUGUUUCUCGCUGGCGUGGUAGCGGUGCUGGGAAAGUCUUUGCUGGAAGAGGUGCUGGUAGUUCCACCAUGGGAAACCGCACUUUGCGCAUCAAUGAAGAAGGUAACAAUCAACCAAGGGAUAUGCGAGCUGUAAACAGAAAUGGCAGUGUGAUUGGCCUCUUUGAUCGUGAGAUUGACCAGUUCCAAGGUGCAAAUGAGGAAAUUAAUCUUGAUUUGGACUUGGCGGCUAACCACAACAGUAUGCUGCUUGAUCGAAACAAUAGUGAAGGCACUGAGGAGGACCAGUUUGUUGAAAAUGCUUUAAAGGACCCUAGCUAUGAUCUUUGA